Molecule: messenger RNA, 4410 nt
Organism: Serendipita indica DSM 11827
Lineage: Eukaryota; Fungi; Basidiomycota; Agaricomycetes; Sebacinales; Serendipitaceae
Source: the annotation of a GenBank genome assembly
AUGGCGAGCUCAAAAAAGACCCAGAGUUUGCCAGAGUCGUCGGGAAAGACGUUUAGUGCAUUUGCAAACCUCGAUACACGUAUUCUACGCGCGUUAGCCGAUCAGUCGUUCAUAAAACCGACCUUGGUGCAAGAAAAAGCGAUACCUGUUGCGUUAGAAGGGAGGGAUGUGUUAUGCAGAGCACGUACAGGAAGUGGAAAAACUGUUGCGUAUUGCGUACCGGUUCUCGAGAGGGUGCUAGCAGGACGAAAGGCUUCUAGUAACGACGAGGAAAAGCAAUCCACUCGCGCAGUGAUCCUUGUACCGACGCGAGAGCUCUCUGAGCAAGUGACUACGCAACUCAAGAAGCUUUCAAAGUACUGUGAAGAUAUCAUUGUGAGCAAUGUGACCAGCGGCGGAAAUGCACAUCGCAAUAAAAUGCUCGGAGAUGAUCGACCAGAUGUCGUAGUCGGUACCCCAGCUCGUGUCCUGGCUCUGGCUCAAUCCAAGACAUUAUCUCUACAUGCACUGGAAAUACUGGUCAUUGAUGAAGCGGAUCUUAUUCUAUCCUAUGGCCAUUCACAGACGAUGCAAACUCUCCUAUCCUCCUCGACAAGAUCGUCUGACGAAACUACGAACGAUGGAACGUCCAAGCAAACAAAAUCCUACCUUCCUUCGGUUUACCAAUCUGUUCUCAUGUCCGCCACUCUCACGGCCGAUGUCACCACCCUCAAGUCUCUCGUCCUACGUGAUCCGGUGAUCCUCACGCUAACAGAAGAGGAAGCAAAAGACUCGCGAUCGUUGCUUUCUCAAUAUGUACUCAAAGUGGACAAUGACGCGGAAAAGUUUCUGCACAUUUACGUGAUCCUCAAACUCAAACUCAUCAAAGGGAAAGCUAUUCUUUUCGUCAACGACGUCGAACGGUGCUACCGUCUGAAGCUUUUCCUGGAACAGUUUAGCAUACGUUGCUGCGUUCUGAAUAGAGAGUUGCCGAUAAACUCUCGAUACCAUACCAUUCAAGAAUUCAAUAAAGGAAUCUACGACUAUAUCAUUGCAACGGACGAGAGCGGAGCACGCAAUGAGGAAGUGGAUUCCGAUUCGGAUCAAGCAAUGGACGAAGGCAACCAAGACCCUGAUCUCGACGAAUUUGUACAGACCCAGCGCGAGGCGGAACCACAGCAAGAGGCACCGUCGUCGCCCUUGGCAGGGAAGAAGCGUAAACAUAUCGAAGUUGAAGACGAAGACAUCAAGAUGGAAUUUGAGGGUGAAAUUGCUGAUGCAAAAAAGCAACUCAAGGGGAGCAAGAAGCCAACCAAAAAAGUAAAGGCUGAAGAAAAAGAAUACUCGACUUCACGUGGGGUCGAUUUUUUGGACGUUGCCUGUGUGGUCAAUUUCGACCUACCGUUGUCGAGUCGUAGCUAUGUUCAUCGUGUGGGCAGAACGGCACGGGCCGGGAGAGGAGGAGUGGCGAUCAGUUUUGUGGUGACGACUGAUUAUAAGAUAAAAGGUGGUAAGAGCCAUCUGGAAGAGACGAAAAUCUGGCGACGAAUCGAGCGCGACCAGAAUGGAUGGUCAAAGGACGUAUACUCGCUUCCCGCAGAGGAUAAACCUCAGAGCUGCAUCAAAGAUUUUACUCUAUCACCAAAUCUUCUCGCCGGCUUCCGCUACCGAAUGCAGGAUGCGUUGCGAAGUGUCACUGGUAAAGCAGUUAAAGAAGCUAGGAUCAAAGAAUUGAAGAAUGAGAUUCUCAACAGUGGAAAACUCAAGGCCCACUUUGAAGAUCAUCCACUAGACUUGGAGUAUCUCAGACAUGAUAAACCGCUUCACCCAGCGAGGAUUCAGAGUCACAUGAAGUAUGUACCGUCGUACCUACUUCCAAAGGGCGCGGUCGCAACCACCUCAACAACCUCGGCAACUGGAGCACCGCAUGAGGGUAUUGGACGAUAUGAUGGUGCUAUAGCCGCCGGUGUGGAGACACUUCUGGCGCCAUCGAAGGAUUUGUACCGUUCAACAAGCAUUCUCAUCCGCGAGGACGAGGACGCGGUAGAGGUUCAAGUAUACGACGAGGGGGGCCAAGUGCCCGUGGAAAACGAAAGAACGAUCCAUUGCGAAAGUUUGAGGUGGGCUCCAUGGCUUAUAUACUUUGACCCCUUCCACAACUGCCUAAUGUACCAAGAUGACCUAGACGAUCUCUUACCGGCGCUCCCAACGCGCCAAAACGCGCUUCCUAGUUUCAAUGAUCCUGAAGAGGAUCCAUUUAGCAAUCCAUUUGGCGGAGGAUCGGAUCCUUGGGCCAGCUUUGGCAAAACAUCAGAUACAUAUAACGAUUGGAACCCAAAUGUCUUUGCAGACGAAACGUCGCAGAAGCCACAUGCCUCGCUCGGCCAGACAUCUGCGCCGUCGUCCCCACAAGCUCAGAGAGUGGUCGACGACGUGAAUGACGACCACCAAAGUCAUGAAACGAAGCAGACUAGUUCGGAAAGGGAUGGUUUCGACGUGACCACGCCGCGAAACGAAAACCAGAGUGCUGUCGAGCCUGCGAAUGCUACUCCUGAGUCCGCAACGACGAUUGGGAUCGUAGAUCCGUUAGAUGCUGCGUUAUCAAAUGUCGAAGAAGCUCCAGCGCAUGUUCCAGUAAUCCAGCGAAAGCUGCCUUUGGUUAUCAAAGAAACCACUGCAGAAUCUCCAUUAGUGACGCCGGUACCAAAAUCUGAAUCAGGAUCUUUAGAAACUCCUACAGCCAUGACAAAUCAACCAGCUGCUCCCUCUACAAAUACUGAAGAGGACGGCGAGGCAAAGAGCCAUCAACACCUACGCUCCCGACAGCAGAUUCCGCCACGCCAGAAAUCCCUCCCACUCACCGACGAACCGUCGCCUGCAUCGCCGUCCGACGCGUCGAUCACCAUCUCAACUUCCGAGGUGGCACAGGUGACACCUGCUCAUUCGCACAUCUCAUCGCGAGAUCCGUCAUCUUCUGAUGUCGAACGACAGUCAUUUAUGGACAAAGUCGUUGUGUCCCCCUUGGAACGCACACCCUCCAUGCCGCCAAACCCCCUCGACCGGAACUUUAGCGCGCCAGUACUUGGUGCUGCGGCAUUGGAUAGUGGUGGAUGGGGAGAUGGAUGGAGCACGGACAAUAUGAGCCACUCCUUCCCUGUGCCGGGAGCGUCGGUAGGACAAUCCGAGCAACAAGAUGGAGAGCGGGCUGCCGCUACAGAGGAAGAAGAAGAUCCAGACGAUAAUGUGCCCCUUGCCCAGUCACUCUCCAUGUCAAAGCCGCCACCGCCCGUGGCGAUGUAUGUGAUCUCCGUGGGUGAUCCACAAAAGAUUGGGGACCCAAUUUCUGCGCAUAUCGUGUACACGGUAACAACAAAGACAAACAAUCCUAAUUAUAAGAAGAGCCAGUUUUCUGUUUUAAGGAGGUACUCAGAUUUCGUAUGGCUAUAUGAUACCUUAUGUGCAAAUAACCCUGGCGUCAUCGUGCCGCCCAUCCCAGAGAAAAACUCGCUGGGCCGGUUCCAAGAUGCAUUCGUCCAGGCACGACGACUCGCACUGAACAAGUGUAUCCAGAAGACUGCAAAUCAUCCUGGGCUUUGUCACGAUAAGGAUCUCCAGCUCUUUUUGGAGAGCGAUAACUUUGCGUUGGAUAUCAAACACCGACGGACGGAAGAGGGCGGUGGACUCUUAUCGUUCCUCAGCAAUACGGUGGCAAGCACUCGAUUUUAUGAGACGGACGAGUGGUUCGAGACGAAGAAGGUCUAUCUGGAUGGAUUGGAAAAUCAACUGAGGGGGCUUAUUCGAUCGAUGGAAGCGGUGGCCAAGCAAAGGACAGAGUCGUCCCAAGCGCUGGCGGAACUGGCCGAUACGCUCGAGGCACUGUCCACGUCGGAUAUUUCACAGCAGUUAUCGAGCUCGUUCUCACAUCUCGCAACCGUUCAACGGAAAGCGAAACAGAUUCAGGAUGAGCAGGCCAACCAGGAUGUGGUUACAUUUGCCGGUACAGUGGAAGAGUACGGGCGGAUGAUAGGAUCUGUUCGACUUGCGUUUGCAUCGCGAGUUAAAUGCUAUGGACAGUGGCAAAAUGCAGAGAACGAUCUACGGCGAGUGCGAACGGCGCACGAAAAGGCACGCAAGCAGUCAAAGACGCCGGAACGGCUUCAUUACCAUAUCCAAGAGGUCGCAGAUGCCGAACGCAAAGUGUCGCACGCCAAGUCGGAGUUUGAGCGGGUGACAAAGUUGGUCAAGAUUGAGCUUCACCGAUUCGACAUGGAACGUGUGGAAGAUUUCAAGAAAUCGUUAGAGGCAUUCCUGGAGGGUAUGAUUCGGCGCCAGAAAGAGCUUAUAAAUGCGUGGGAGGAGUAUCAGGCGUCAUUACUGCAAAAGUCUGGCGCAAAUCCAGUCAAUCGGGAAGAUGUUGCGUCGACUGCGUAG